UUUUCGAUUAGGCUAGGGUAUUUACAUUUACCCAAAAGUACUACCGAUCGCAGGUUUAUAACAUACUAAAGCAAAAGUUUUUCUUUAAAAAACCGUAAAAGACUUAGACGAACAGAGAAUUUCUAUCUCGACGCGUCGCUCGAAAUUUACUGCCCACGAAUAAUUACAUGGUUACUCGUGUUCUUCUGGAGCGGCAACCGCAUCUGCAGAUUUUAAAAUCAUGAUGGAAGCAGCUCAGUCUGCGCUAAUGCUGUUAUUAUUCGUGGUACGCACACCUACAAACUUCGCUCAGCAGGAUGCAACGAUGGACAAUCGUGCAGCCGGGAAAUCUGUAGUGGACGCCGUCAUUAAACGCCUUGAUCGCGCCAAUAUUUUCAAGACGACAGAAACAUUCUGCGCCGAAUUGCUUGUGCGGAAACGCAGUACGGGCAAAACGCUAUAACUUUUACCGAAAGCAACUGGGGCGGCAUCUGGCAGGUCACUGCCGCAGACUUCGAGAGAACCCAAAAUACGGAACGAUAUCCCCACCUUAUGCAAUUACACGACAACAUAAAAAAUCUAUGGAAUGUACAGUGGAAAAGUCUCGACCGCCGUGAGCUGCUGAAACCUUUCUACUCAGGAUUAGCCGCUCGUCUAACGGAAACUGCUGAGCACAAGCCGAUCCCGGUACUGAUAUCCGCUCAAGCCGAUUAUUGGCAGACAUACUACAAUCCACUGGGUUCACGGCCCGCGUUCCAGACGGCCGCCACAUCGGACGCAUGCGAAUCGCAGUGUCCAGGACGUCUGGAUAUCUGCAUUAUGAUGGACUCAUCCGGGAGUAUUGGCUUCCUGAAUUUCUUCCUGGCUCGGGUGUUUCUUAAGGAUCUGCUUGGUUCAUUUGAAGGAGGAUCGGCGCGGGCAGCGUUGGUGGUCUUUUCCAGUACAGUCCACUUGACCUUUCCACUGGACACGAACAUGACGUGGAGCGAGAAACGGCUAGCGGCGCUCGACACAAAACUCACACCGCACUUACGGGAUAACACACACACGGCCGCUGCUAUUAAAUAUUGUAUCGACAUGUUCAACAGCAUGCCCUCCAUUCCUGGCGUACCCAAAAUUAACCUGGUUAUUACCGACGGGCAGUCCAAUGAUCCCGGUCCCGAAACUGUGGCAGAUACAGCACCCUUGGCGGCCGCUGCCGGUAUAUCAUCCUUCGCUGUCGGUGUGGGUGCGGAAGUGGUACUGUCGGAACUGUUACAGAUAACCGGCAAUCACCGCGAUCGUUUACACUAUCUGGACAGUUUCCAGGACCUUGCCGAAUUUUUUCGCCAGCUGAAUCAAGAAACGUGCGAAAUACCACAGACUCCUCGGAUAAAUGAUAAGAUUAGCGAUUCUCUUAUUCGAGCAGAAAGGCGAUAUUUUCGGUAUUCGGUGAGCGAAGAAGGUCUCCACAUAAGAAUUUCAACCACUGCCGGUAAAACAGCUGCCUAUUAUUCCUAUGCGGAGAAGACGCCUUCGGAUGCGGUGAAUGAUGGAAAAAUCGACGAGAUCACUGUGAUUCCUUAUCAUAGGGCUAGCACUACAUCAGCAUCCAGAUUCGAUUCUGCAGGAAGCAGCAGCGAUUUAGUAGAAGUUUACAUCACCGUUGUUGGAAUGUCAGAAAAUAACAACUACACCAUACAAGGCACUACGCAUAUGACAAACGCGGUUUCGGUGCCAAAUCAUUUGUAUAAAAUCGUCCUGUUUAUUUAUGGUUGCCUACUGUAUGUGGGAAGUGUUUUAAAUGCUGUCGUUUAA
This is a messenger RNA of Paramacrobiotus metropolitanus, 1776 nucleotides long. Its product is annotated as collagen alpha-1(XIV) chain-like. Lineage: Eukaryota; Metazoa; Tardigrada; Eutardigrada; Parachela; Macrobiotidae. The record is from RefSeq and is a predicted model, not a curated record. The transcript has 4 exons. The coding region runs from base 532 to 1776 and encodes 414 amino acids.